AUGUCUUUCCAUAAUACAUCCGACAAACGUUUCUCGAGAAAACCCUCGUUAGCCCUUUCUAUGUCUUUUGACCCAGCAGGAAAUCGCCGUGGUGGUCGUGGCGGCGGAGACCGUGGCCGAGGAGGUGGCCGAGGAGGUGGAGGUGGCGGCGGAGACCGUGGCCGAGGAGGUGGCUAUGGUGGUGGGGGUGGCGGCGGAGACCGUGGCCGAGGAGGUGGCUAUGGUGGUGGAGGUGGCGGCGGAGACCGUGGUCGAGGAGGUGGCUAUGGGGGUGGAGGAGGAGGUGGCUAUCAAAAACGCGAGCCUGAGCCUGUGGUCACUUUUAAAGAUCCGAACUAUCCCGCGGGGGCCCCUGAUGCGAAAUUCACCAAGAUGGAAGACGAGUACCAUCAGAGCGUAUCGGGAAUCAAUGCAUUGAGUAAGAUGUCGCUCAACCAGAGUUACCCUGCUCGUCCAGGGUACGGGACUAGCGGUCGACCAGUCCAACUGUAUGCCAAUUAUUUCUCGCUGAAUACCAGCCCUAACCUCGCUUUGGGUCGAUACAAUGUCGAAAUCACUCCGAACAUGGAUGCCACCAAAAAGAAACGAACUCAGCUUUUUAGGCUCGUUCUCGAGUUGCCAGAAUUUGCAAACAUCCCCAUUGUCACUGAUUACGCCUCAAUGCUUGUAACACCAAACAAAUUGCCUUUCAAAGAUGAACGUAUUUUCACCAUCACUUGGCGAAAGGAAGAGGAAGACGAACCACUUCCAAAUGCUCAAACUUACGAAGUUAAAAUCGGCUCCCCAACCUCUAUCAAUAUUACCGAUUUCGUUCAGUUCUUAUCCAAGGGCUCUGUGACUGGUAUGCCAGACGUGACAAAAGAGGAGAUCACCCAGGUCAUGAAUACCUUGAUGGGACACUACGCCAAAAGCGACAAUGGAACUGUUUCUAUUGCCGGUAACCGACACUUCUCCACUGCUCGAAGGGGUAACGAGAAUAAUUUUGCCGAUCUCCGGAUGGGACUGGAGGCAAUUCGCGGUUUCUAUCAGAGUGUUAGGCCAGCCACUGGUCGAUUUCUUUUGAACGUGAAUGUCACUCACUCCGUUUUCCUCCAGCCUGGUAAUCUGACUCAAUUAUUUCUUUCUUUUGGCGGUGCCAAUCCCCAUAGUUUCGCGGAUAAGAUUAAAAGAAAGCGUGUUGAAAUCACCCACUUGCCCGUAAAAAAGUCUAAAGCUGGUACAAUCAUUCCGCGAGAGAAAUCUAUUUGGGAUUUUGCUCGUCCAAAUGAUGGUCGCGACGAAGAACAUCCUCCACGGGUUACGGGAUUUGCCGCUGGACCGAUGGACGUCCAGUUUUGGCUCUCCGCCGAACCACCAUCAACGAAAGGCGAUGCGCCAUCAAAGUCCGGAUCAAAGAGAGCUUCUGGACCAGCACUUAAAGGCAACAAGUACAUCUCUGUGUAUGACUAUUUCAAGGAAAGAUAUCGGGGAUUUACACUGAACCCCAAAUUUCCCGUGGUCAACGUCGGAAGCAAUGUCAAACCGUCGUAUCUGCCUAUGGAGGCUUGUAUCAUCAAACCAGGCCAAGUUGUGAAAAAGACUUUACUAGGAGACCAAACUAAGUUGAUGUUGGAUUUUGCAAACAGAAGACCGGAGCCGAAUGCCAUGUCCAUCAUUACUUCUGGCAAACAAGUCUUGGGACUAAAUGCUAAAGACAAUCCCAUUUUGUCUCAAUUUGGUGUUCAGGUUGGGAACAGCCUUAUAACCGUUCAAGGUCGCGUUUUACCGCCACCACCAAUCAACUACAUGAAUCAGAACCGACGUCCAACAAAAACGAUUCCUAGAGACGGUUCCUGGAAUAUGAGAGAUACGCUUUUCCAUACCUCUGGAAACCUUGGACCUUGGACCUAUGUGAUAUUCAAAUGCAAUGGUGCCUUCAAUCCAGGGCCAGGGAUUGUUGCGAACAGUGUCGAAAAGCUCAAGAACCACUUAAUCAGUGCGGGUAUUGGCGCCCGUGAAACAUUGCCAGAGGCACCUUCCAUCUUGUACGUUAGAGGUAAUGAAGCAGCCACCUCUGCUAAUGUUGGCGAUGCGUUCCGUGCACUUGCUAAAGGCUCUUUGAAAAAGAAACCCAAGUUUCUUCUCUGUGUCCUUCCGGUCAGUGAUGUAAUGCUUUACAACACGAUCAAGAGAAUAGGAGAUAUCAAUGCUGGUAUACAUACGGUUUGCGUACUCUGGGACAACUUGAAAAAAGAGAGUCCACAAUUCUUUGGUAACGUUGCGUUGAAGUUCAAUCUCAAAGCUGGUGGUAUCAACCAAACGGUCGACAAACUCGGAAUCAUCAGUGAAGGGAAGACGAUGGUUGUCGGGAUUGACGUGACACAUCCAUCCCCGGGAUCGAAAGAUACGGCCCCCAGUGUUGCCUGCAUGGUGGCUAACACUGAUAAACUACUGGGCCAAUGGUCCGGUAUCUGUCGCUUGCAGAGCGAGGCCCGACAAGAAGUAGUGUCGGAGAUUGAACGGAUGUUCAUGCAUCUGUUGGGGACCUGGUACCGGGCAAAUAAAAACGUAUGGCCUGAGAAUGUUCUGAUCUACAGAGACGGUGUUUCGGAAGGGCAAUACGAUAUCUUGCUCCAGCAAGAAUUACCGAAGAUCAGACAUGCUUGUCGUCAAAAGUACCCAGCCGACUAUACCAAGAAGAACCUCCCGAGAAUUUCGAUCGUAGUCUGUGGCAAACGUCAUCACACUCGGUUUUAUCCAAAGGAUGCUAACGUCGCCGAUAAGAAUUCGAAUUGUCCUGCUGGGACCGUUGUUGAUCGUGGUGUUACCGAGUCUCGCAACUGGGACUUUUUCCUCCAACCACAUCAAUGCCUGAAGGGAACCGCAAGACCAUGCCAUUAUUUUGUCAUCAUAGACGAAAUCUUCAAAUCGCAGAAGAUUAAACCUCCCCACCAAACUUCAGCCGAUGCUCUUGAGGAAUUAACUCACAACAUGUGUCAUCUGUUCGGACGAGCUACGAAGGCUGUUAGUCUGUGUCCUCCGGCAUACUAUGCAGAUCUGUUGUGCACGCGCAUGAGAUCGUACCUCGCAGAUCAUUAUGAUCCUCCAUCAGAAAACACUACACCGACACCGGGAGCCAAUCCAGCAUUAGGAGUAAAUCAAGAUCGAGUCACGAUACAUAGAGAGAUGGAAACUUCAAUGUUCUGGAUCUAA
Molecule: messenger RNA, 3192 nt
Organism: Sclerotinia borealis F-4128
Lineage: Eukaryota; Fungi; Ascomycota; Leotiomycetes; Helotiales; Sclerotiniaceae
Source: the annotation of a GenBank genome assembly